UUGUUUUGAUUCGCGAGACGUCAUUGAGGAGUGUUGUGAAAUUGUCGGCUCCGGCUAUUUGGCCAAUUUUCCUAUUGAAUUUGUGAUAAAAUCUACCUAAAUCAGCACGAAAGGCGCACAGCAAAAUGGGUCCUCCGAAGAGAGGCAACAAGCGUGAUUCGAAGAACUUCUCGGACAAGUUCAGCAAGAAGAGACGCGCCGAGGACGAAGCGUACACGACUCUCGUGGAGAAUGAGGAUGAGACGCAGGAGAGUGAUGGCAUUCCGGGUGCCGCGUCGAAGAAUGCCGAGAAGAACGAUGACGCCAUCCAGGAGGACGAAUACGGGGCGAAGGACUACCGUUCGCAGAUGGAACUGAAGAUUGACCACACUUCCCGGCCACUGUGGGUGGCCCCCAAUGGGCACAUCUUCGUGGAGUCGUUCUCGCCGGUGUACAAAGUGGCGCACGACUUCCUCAUCGCCAUCUCCGAGCCCGUGUGUCGUCCGGAACACAUCCACGAGUACAAGCUGACGGCGUACAGCCUGUACGCGGCGGUGUCCGUGGGGCUGCAGACGCACGACAUCGUGGAGUAUUUGAAUCGCCUGAGCAAGACCAGCGUGCCGAAGGGCAUCGUGGAGUUCAUCCAGCUGUGCACGCUGUCGUACGGCAAGGUGAAGCUGGUGCUGAAGCACAACAAGUACUUUGUGGAGAGCUCCUUUCCGGACGUGCUGCAGAAGCUGCUCAAGGAUCCCACAAUCCAGCAGUGUCGUCUGCGACGGCAGGACAGCGAGACGGACGACGGAUUCCUCACGCAAGUGCAGGAGAAGAAGGGCAUCACGAGCUUCGGGACGAAGCUGCCGGCGGCGCCCAAUGCGGAGCCACAGGACGAGAAGCAGCCGCCGAACAACGGCGAGAGUGCCGUGCCGGAGGAUAUCACGAACUACUACGAGAAGAUCGACAAUGAGGACGAGGAGGAGGACGUCAAUCUCACCACGGUGUCGUUCGAGGUGAACCAGGAGAAGAUCGAGGUGCUGCAGAAGCGCUGCAUUGAGAUAGAGCACCCGUUGCUGGCUGAGUACGACUUCCGCAACGACACAGUGAACGCGGACAUCAAUCUGGACCUGAAGCCGGGCGCCGUGCUGCGGCCGUACCAGGAGAAGAGUCUCCGCAAGAUGUUCGGCAACGGGCGAGCCCGCUCGGGCGUUAUUGUGCUGCCGUGCGGCGCCGGCAAGAGUCUGGUGGGCGUGACGGCGGUGUGCACGGUGCGCAAGCGGGCACUGGUACUGUGCAACAGCGGCGUGAGUGUGGAGCAGUGGAAGCAGCAGUUCAAGAUGUGGUCCACGGCGGACGACAGCAUGAUCUGCCGGUUCACGUCGGACGCCAAGGACAAGCCGAUGGGCUGUGGCAUCCUCGUGACGACGUACAGCAUGAUCACGCACACGCAGAAGCGCAGCUGGGAGGCGGAGCAGACGAUGCGCUGGCUGCAGGAUCAGGAGUGGGGCAUCAUGGUGCUGGACGAGGUGCACACGAUUCCCGCCAAGAUGUUCCGUCGCGUGCUGACCAUCGUGCAGAGCCAUAGCAAGCUGGGCUUGACAGCCACGCUGUUGCGCGAGGAUGACAAGAUCGCCGACCUGAACUUCCUCAUCGGCCCGAAGCUGUACGAGGCCAACUGGCUGGAGUUGCAGAAGGAGGGCUUCAUCGCCAAGGUGCAGUGCGCCGAGGUGUGGUGCCCCAUGACGUCUGAGUUCUACCGCGAGUAUCUUCUCUGUCAGACGUCCAAGAAGAUGCUGCUGUACGUGAUGAAUCCCAACAAAUUCCGCGCCACGCAGUUCCUCAUUCGCUACCACGAGCGGCGCGGCGACAAGACCAUCGUGUUCAGCGACAACGUCUUCGCGCUGAAGCACUACGCCAUCAAGAUGAAUAAGCCCUACAUCUACGGGCCGACGUCGCAGAAUGAGCGUAUCCAGAUCCUGCAGAACUUCAAGUUCAACAGCAAAGUCAACACGAUCUUCGUGAGCAAAGUGGCGGACACGAGCUUCGAUCUGCCGGAGGCGAAUGUGCUCAUUCAGAUCUCGUCGCACGGCGGCUCGCGACGCCAAGAGGCGCAGCGUCUGGGCAGAAUCCUGCGCGCGAAGAAGGGCGCCUUCGCCGAGGACUACAACGCCUUCUUCUACACGCUCGUGUCGCAAGACACGCUGGAGAUGAGCUACUCGCGCAAGCGACAGCGCUUCCUCGUGGACCAGGGCUACAGCUACAAGGUCAUCACGCACCUGGAGGGCAUGGACAGCGACGUGGAGUUGCUGUACAGGACACGCGAGGAGCAGGGCAACCUGCUGCAGCAGGUGCUGGCGGCCUCGGAUAUCGACUGCGAGGACGAGAAGGUGCCCGGCGACGGCGCCGGCGGCUCGCGCGCCACGGCCAAGCGCGUGGGCGGCCUCAGCUCAAUGUCCGGUGGCGACGAUGCCGUGUACUACGAGUACAAGAAGAAGAACUUGCACCAGCAUCCACUCUUCAAGAAGUUCCGUGGCUGAAUUCCUGUAUUUUUCCAAUAAAUCACA
Phlebotomus argentipes is the source of this 2537-nucleotide messenger RNA. RefSeq names its product general transcription and DNA repair factor IIH helicase subunit XPB (gene hay). Gene Ontology annotation, cellular component: transcription preinitiation complex; transcription factor TFIIH holo complex; nucleotide-excision repair factor 3 complex. Gene Ontology annotation, biological process: nucleotide-excision repair; transcription initiation at RNA polymerase II promoter. The record is from RefSeq and is a predicted model, not a curated record. The transcript is spliced from 2 exons. Lineage: Eukaryota; Metazoa; Arthropoda; Insecta; Diptera; Psychodidae. Bases 126 to 2510 code for a protein of 794 amino acids. Gene Ontology annotation, molecular function: DNA binding; 3'-5' DNA helicase activity; ATP binding.